Messenger RNA from Triticum turgidum subsp. durum (durum wheat), 633 nucleotides. The record is from the annotation of a GenBank genome assembly. NCBI's taxonomy places the organism in Eukaryota, Viridiplantae, Streptophyta, Magnoliopsida, Poales, Poaceae.
AUGGCUGAGGCGAACUCGUACGAGGAGCAGCGCAGGAGGCAGGUGGAGGAGAACAAGCGGAAGCUGGAGGAGCUGCGCCUGCACCACCUCUCCGCCGCCGUCCGCGAGGCCGCCGUCAAGCCCAAGCUGAAGAGGAAGGCCCCGAAGCCGCGGGACGCCGCCGAUGACGCCCCGCCCCGGCGUUCCGGCCGUAUCGCCACCCUCCCCGAGCAGCCCGACUAUCGCGACAAUGUAAAGCUGGGCACCGGGAAACCACGGCAGCAGAAGGAAGUAAAGCCUGAUCAUGCGUACGCCAUCGCCAAGGCCGAAGAGCUACAGGAUGAGCUAGGCUCCGACUACCCGACCUUUGUCAAACCCAUGCCACAGUCUCUUACCUCGCUGCAUAUCCCGGCACAGUUCAGCAUGGAGCAUCUCCCGGACAAUGGCAUGAGAAUGGUUUUGGUGGAUGAGGAGGAGGAGGAGUUUAAGGUGAGCUAUCGUCCACACAGUAGCAGUCUUGUCGCCGGGUGGAGCGAGUUUGCCAUCGACAAUGAGCUAGUUGAAGGUGAUUGCUUGGUGUUCCAGCUGAUCAAGAGGGCAUUGUUCAAGGUCUACAUAUUCAGGGCAAGUUCGUACUAUGAAAAUGAGCAUUAA